AUGGCCAUCCUCACCGACCUCGUUUUCGAGGCCACUCGUGUGGCUGUUCGAGCUGCUACGGAUGAACCUUCUCCCACGUCCAAUUCCUCCGCUAUUUCCACCACCUCAAGCAUGCCCACCGAUACCAAUUUUCAGAACAAUAAAAACUCAGACCCCAACAAGGACAGAGGCAGCUCGCCGCUCCUCUUCUUUGUCGCUCUAGGCUUUGGCGUCGUCUUCACUAACCUCUGGAUUAUCGUCGGUGUCAAAUACUGCUUCCGCUACAAUGCCCGCAACCGCGCCCGACUUGGUGAGGACGGCGAACCCCUACCUCUCGAAAACAUGGCCAGGCCUCACCGUCGCCGUCGCGAAAAGAAGCUGAUGAGCAUGGACGAGGUCAAUGAGAAAUUUCCCAUGAUGAAGUACAAGACAUGGGUAAUUGAGCGCGCCCGAGAAGGUUUGCCCACAGCUGGUGGCGUAGACGUGUCAGCCAGCAGACCAACCAGCCUUCACAACGUUGAAGCCGUCUCCUCCAUCACCACCACAAAACAACGCCAAUCAACCGAUAACCCGAUUCCCGACUUCUCCGAUAGUCAAGAGCCUGCUGCUGCUGCUACUGUCGACCGAAAACCUGCCGACAAGCCGGCAGAGACGGAAAAGGAGAAGCCUGUCAAGGACAGCGAUGCCAUCGAAUCGGCUGGACAGACAUCAACUGCUGCACCCGCGAAAACCGACGAUGUGCAACGGGUCGAGAGUCACCAGGACGACGACGAGGAAGACGACGAGCACAUCAACGCCGCCCUGCCACCCGAGUGUCUCGGUGCCCCGGGCGAUGCCUGUGCUAUCUGCAUUGAUACCCUUGAGGACGACGACGACAUCCGCGGCCUCACAUGCGGUCAUGCCUUCCACGCUGUCUGCGUCGAUCCUUGGCUGACGAGUCGCCGUGCUUGCUGCCCCCUCUGCAAGGCAGACUACUACACGCCCAAGCCUCGACCCAACCAGGAUGUUGAUGCCGCCGCCCAGACCAACUCCAGUCUGGAUCCCCGCAACAAUACACGCAUGAACAUGCCUACCAGUUUUGCGUCUGCCUGGUUCCGCUCCAGCCGCGCUCAUCCCCUCCGCGCUGGUCGACACUCAACAACCAACACGGCAGAAGCGCCUACACAACAACCUACCGAGAGUUUCAGUCGCAGCAUGGUGACAUCUGUUCGCUCUGCUCUGCGAUUUGGUCGCAGAAACAAUGCUGCCCAAACUGAGGCAGCCGCCCCUACCGCAACAGAUCCUACGCCCGGCCAAUUAGAGUCUGGCAUCCGACCCCACGUUGUGGCGUAA
Cordyceps militaris CM01 is the source of this 1311-nucleotide messenger RNA. RefSeq names its product RING finger domain-containing protein. Gene Ontology annotation, cellular component: cytoplasm. NCBI's taxonomy places the organism in Eukaryota, Fungi, Ascomycota, Sordariomycetes, Hypocreales, Cordycipitaceae. The coding region runs from base 1 to 1311 and encodes 436 amino acids. Gene Ontology annotation, molecular function: ubiquitin protein ligase activity. The transcript is spliced from 2 exons. The record is from RefSeq and is a predicted model, not a curated record. Gene Ontology annotation, biological process: ubiquitin-dependent protein catabolic process.